This is a messenger RNA of Coniophora puteana RWD-64-598 SS2, 625 nucleotides long. Its product is annotated as ribosomal protein L17. The coding region runs from base 48 to 461 and encodes 137 amino acids. The transcript has 5 exons. Gene Ontology annotation, cellular component: ribosome; cytosolic large ribosomal subunit. Gene Ontology annotation, molecular function: structural constituent of ribosome; large ribosomal subunit rRNA binding. Gene Ontology annotation, biological process: translation. Lineage: Eukaryota; Fungi; Basidiomycota; Agaricomycetes; Boletales; Coniophoraceae. The record is from RefSeq and is a predicted model, not a curated record.
GUAGGCAUCGUGCACGCCCCGCAAGCUCCUCAAGACCCGCCUUCAUAAUGGCCAAAGUCGCCUCCGCCGGUAACAAGUACCGCAUGACGCUCGGUCUGCCGACCGGCGCCGUCCUCAACUGCGCCGACAACAGCGGUGCCAAAUCGCUCUUCAUCAUCGAGCCUUACGGCUUUGGCGCCCGCCUGAACAGGCUUCCCGAUGCUGGUGUCGGUGACAUGGUCGUCGCAUCCGUUAAGAAGGGAAAGCCUGAGUUGAGGAAGAAAACCAUGCCCGUCGUCGUCGUUCGCCAGCGGAAAGCAUGGCGCCGGAAGGACGGUGUCUUCCUCUACUUCGAGGACAACGCCGGUGUCAUUGUCAACCCUAAGGGUGAAAUGAAGGGCUCAGCCAUCACUGGCCCCGUCGCAAAAGAAUGUGCCGACCUCUGGCCACGUAUCGCCUCCAACGCCGGCACAGUUGUAUGAUUGUCUCAUUACGUACGGUGUUUGUUUGCAUUACGUUUCCUUUGUCUUCUCGCACUACUAUCAUGUGUCCACCACAAUGCACCAUGUUAUGAAUAUGACACAGCCACAUGCUUCACGCAUCUUGGAUUGCACUAUAAGAACAUCGGCCAUGACCGACGCCCCAG